UGAGCAUCGCUGCUGCACUGAACGACGACGAUGAACUGUGCCACACUCUCAACUGUCGUUCAAGUAGCCAUGGACCUUGUGGACUCGGACAGUGAUGAGGAGUUCGAUGACUUGGUCGUAAUGUUGGCCGUAAAGCUGGUGAGGAAAGACCGAAAUCGUAUUCCACGAUACUAUGAAGACGUCGUUGGCAGCUAUUUUGAGUUUGAGUUUAAGCGGCUCUUCCGACUGUCACGCGAGACCUUUAACUGUCUUGCAGACCGCUAUCAAGCGUCACCGUUCUUCCCAGCAGCUCGUGGAGGGCGCGCGCGAAUCAGUGCCGAAAAAACGUGUCUCAUCGUUUUGAGCUAUCUUGGGAGCCAGUGCAGCAUGUACUCAAUUGCAGACAGAUUUGAUGUUACAGAGUCAUCUGUGCACGCAUGCAUUGAGAGGGUGCUCAACCUUUUACAUAGCAUGAGUGAAGAAGUGAUCGCAUGGCCGGACCAGCAAGAGCAAGAACGUAGCAAGGGUGGCUUCUUAAUAAAGAGCGCUGGGAAGGGGCCACGAAACACAAUUGGCUGCGUGGACGGAAGCCACAUAGAGAUAAACACCCCGACCGAAUCCCCGCACUCGUACUUCAACCGGAAAAAGUUUCCUUCUUUGAUCCUGCAAGGCAUAUGCAACCAUGAGAAUAGGUUCAUAGAUGUGCUAAUUGGAUUUCCCGGCUCGGCGCACGACGCCAGGGUGCUCCGCGAAGGCCCCUUUUUUGAAGCUGCAGCAACCAAAUGCAGCAAUGGUUACAUCUUGGGGGAUUCAGCCUAUCCGUUGCUACCAUGGCUUAUGACGCCUUACAAGGAUACGCAGCGGAGCUUCCCCUCCUGGAAAAGGAAAUAUAACAAGUGCCAUUCUCAGCAGCGAGUUGCCAUUGAGGUGGCAUUUGGUAUACUCAAGCAGCGAUUUCGCAGGCUGUACUUGGUGGACGCAGCCAGCAUCAAGCAGUGCUGCCUUAUAAUCAUGGGCGCAUGCGUCCUGCACAACUUAUGCAAUGAGGAGAAAGAUUUCUUCGAAGAGCUGCAGGAACUCCCGGAUUUAGAGGAAGUCGGAAACGAUGAGGACAGUGGCAAUGUUGUUGACCGCAGUGUGGCAGGCUACAGUGAGAGCCUGCGAAAGGCAAUUGCCGAAAAGCACUGCUAAAACACAGAGUUGCAUAUCCUUGUGCCGCUAGCAGUACUUAUGCAGAUAAGUUUUGCUUCACUCUGUGUAAUGCUGCAAAUGUACUUUCUGAGACAAUGUUUGUGAAAGAUAGAGAAUCGAGACGUUUGGGGCCUGCAAGCCCCAGGCUACUUUGUAUGGUUGUCUUGUGUUGCGUGCUGAUAAUACACAACACACCC
Molecule: messenger RNA, 1367 nt
Organism: Dermacentor albipictus
Lineage: Eukaryota; Metazoa; Arthropoda; Arachnida; Ixodida; Ixodidae
Source: RefSeq, a predicted model, not a curated record